AAUACCCGAUUUAGUUCGGUGUCCUUAUCAUAAAUUGACACCAUGCUCAAUUGAAAAAACACAGUAACACAAAUCAAGCAUCGGAAAAACCGAAAAACACAGGAACACACAUCCAGAAGAACAACUCCCACGUCUUCAAUUUUUAAAUAUCUUUGAUCUUGACCGUGGUGAAAUUGGUGCUCAAACUCAAAAUCAAGCAUCAGAAACUUCAUUGGGAGAUAAAAAUGAGAAUUUAGCACUUAAAGCGAGUUUAAGAAAAGUUAAGAUCUUCAAAGAGUACCAAUCCUUAUCAUGUAUGCAUGUUAGCUCUUCCUAAAUAGUCCCAAUCGCUACUCCCAACCGCUUAGUACUCUUCUUGCUGGAAAUUGAAAAAAAAAUACAUCUUUCCUGAGUUUGAUUAAUCUUUAUUGCUGGAAAUUGGUAAUCACAUAGUUGCAUUUGGAGGUCAGAGAACUCAAGACUUAUGAGUCCAAUGCAUAUACAUCCUCUGAGCACACCAAUGCCUAUCAAUAUUUAUGAAUCCAAUGCCUAUACAUCCUCUGUAAAAUAUCAUUUAUAAUGGAAUCUCUCUCUCAAAUUUAGGUUUCUGCAACUGCUAAAUAAUAGUUGUUUUGUUUUGUAUCUCAUAGGGAACUGGGAUACACUUUAGGUAAAGCCAAAGGCAAGAGGGGUAGAUAUAAGAGAUGAACUCCUAAAGGGUGUUUAUGAAUUAUCAUGCCCAACUUUCUUGCAUUAUGAAAUAUGAAUCGUUGGUUUACAUUCUACAUCAUAUGUGUGCGUUUAUAUAGGGUUAUAUUCUUCAGCUGGGAGAAUAUAAAGUUUUCUAGUAGUGUGAAGAUCACAUCUAAUAAAUCUGUUAAUUUCUUGUUGCAGGUAUCCUAUCAUUAAUCGAAUCACUCAAUGCACCGAAGAUAUUUAUCAUCAUCAUCAUCAUCAUCCAUUCUCUCUCAUUUCAAUUCUCUGAACAAAUUCCAAUCAAGUCCAACCCACCAUUUAUGUCACUCAAGAACCCUAACAACAGUAGACACAACCACAACCAGAGAUCAUUCAUAUGCAGACAUACCAAAACCUCCCAAGAGCAAGUCCGAGAGAAAACCCUACCCAACACCCAUGAAAAUUCUUGUUCAAAGAGCCAAGCAAGAAAAAGAAGCAAGAAAGGCACAACCAUGUAAAUUACUAGAAGACCCCCCGGAAAACGGCCUACUUGUUCCAGAACUCGUUAGUGUAGCCCAUCAAGUUUAUCAAGCUAGAGAAUCGAUAUUACUCGGUUUAUCAAAGCUCGUGAAUGUCAUUCCAGUUCUUCGAUGCAGGCAUUGUUUUGAGGUUCACAUCGGUCAGGUCGGGCACGAGAUCAGGACAUGUAGCGGUCCAAAAAGCGGUCUUCGAAAUGCUACCCACGUGUGGCGAAAAGGAAUGGUACAUGACGUAAUUUAUUUUCCAAAAUGUUUCCAUCUUUAUGAUCGUGUUGGGAAGCCAAGAGUUAUACAUAAUGAAAGCCGCUCCUUUAAACAACUUCCCGCCAUUGUUGAGCUCUGCAUACAAGCCGGAUUGAAUCUUGAAAACUACCCUACAAAAAGAAGAACAAGACCCGUGUAUAGCAUCGAAGGUCGGAUUGUAGAUUUUGAGGAUACUCAAGUUGAUUCUAGUUUGGAUUGUUCUUUGAACAGUGAACUGCAACCCAAGGGCGAUUUAGGGAAUUGUGAUUUGAAUAUAAGGGAAGUAAGUAGCAUGGUGUUGGAUUCAUGGUUUGAGAUGAUAUCAGGGGCGAAGAAGAUGAUGGAGAGAUAUAAAGUGCAUACAUGUGGGUAUUGUCCGGAGGUUCAGGUGGGUCCCAAGGGGCAUAAAGUUAGGAUGUGUAAGGCGUCAAAACAUCAGUCUCGAAAUGGUAUGCACGCGUGGCAGGAAGCAACGGUUUUUGAUCUGGUGGGACCGAACUACGUGUGGCAUGUUGCUGACGUGGCGGGUGAGGUCCCACUUUGUAAUGAUUUGAAGAGGUAUUAUGGGAAGGCUCCUGCGGUUGUGGAGAUGUGUGUGCAAGCGGGGGCACGGGUCCCGGAUGAGUAUAGGAGUAUGAUGAGAUUAGAUGUUGUUCCUCCGUGUCGUGAUGAAUUGGAUCUUGUUACAUGAUGAAUUCGAUUUAUCCUGUGAACAUAUGGAUGUAGAUGAUCAAAUAUCAUUUUCAUAUUUUCUUGUGUUUAUAUGUUUGUAUUCCUUAGCGUUAGAAAUUUGGACAUGAUCUAUGACAUUUGAGUUUUGAGGUUAUAAUUUACAACUUAUAUGAAAGAAACAGUUCAUUA
Molecule: messenger RNA, 2297 nt
Organism: Lactuca sativa (garden lettuce)
Lineage: Eukaryota; Viridiplantae; Streptophyta; Magnoliopsida; Asterales; Asteraceae
Gene: APO3
Product: APO RNA-binding protein (DUF794)
Molecular function (GO): RNA binding
Source: RefSeq, a predicted model, not a curated record